UCAUCAUUCUCAACAGUCAACGCUGCCCGCCCCACUCACCGCAUCCACAACAAGAACGCCAUCCCAAAAGCUUUAGACGAUGGAGCUCAUCACCUUGCUAUGCUACCUAUAACCUAUAGCUAGUGCGGCCUAAGACUGCUGCCAUUGAGGAGCCCGCGACUUCAUCUCACUUUGCACAGCUGCAGCGCGCGCCGCCGCCAUGCAGCUCGCCGCUCUGUGCACCGACCCCGUCGUGCUCUCCUGCACCUUCCUGUGCCUCCUGCUCCACCUUGCGCUCCGCCGCUCCCUGAGCCGCAGCUCCCGGCUCCCGCCGGGGCCUCCUGGCGUUCCCAUUCUCGGCGCGAUGCCGUUCGUCGGCCCGGCCCCGCACACCGGCCUCGCGGCGCUGGCGCGCAAGUACGGCCCCGUCAUGUACCUGCGGAUGGGCACCUGCGGCGUGGUGGUGGCCUCGUCGCCGUCGGCCGCGCGGACGUUCCUCAAGGCGCUGGACGCGCGCUUCGCGAACCGGCCGGCGGUGGCCAGCGCGGCGGACAUCACCUACGGGCGCCAGAACAUGGUGUUCGCCGACUACGGGCCCAAGUGGAAGCUGAUGCGGAAGCUGGCGAGCGUGCACCUGCUCGGGGCGCGCGCGGUCGCGGACUGGGCUUGCGUGCGCCGCGACGAGGCGGGGCGCGCCCUGCGCGGCAUGGCGGAGGCCGCCGAGGCCGGGCGGGCCGUGGUGGUGCCGGAGGUGCUGGUGUGCGCGCUGGCCAACAUCGUGGGGCAGAUCGCGGUGAGCAGGCGGGUGUUCGACGCGCAGGGCGACGAGUCGAGCAGCUACAAGGAGAUGAUCGUGUCGCUGCUGACCGGCACGGGGCUGUUCAACAUCAGCGACUUCGUGCCGGCGCUGUCGCGGCUGGACCUGCAGGGGGUGCAGGCCAGGCUGCGCCGGGUGCACCGCCAGUUCGACGGGCUCAUCACCAAGCUGCUGGCGGAGCACGCGGCGACGGCCGAGGACCGCGCCCGGGAGGGCCGGCUCGACUUCGUGGACAGGCUCCGCGCCAGCAGCAACGACGAGGACGACAACGACGGCGAGACCAUCACCGAGGUCAACAUCAAGGGCCUCAUCUUCGACAUGUUCACGGCCGGCACGGACACGUCGUCGAUCAUCGUGGAGUGGGCAAUGGCGGAGAUGAUCAACAAUCCGUCUAUCAUGGCGCGUGCCCAGGAGGAGAUGGACCGUGUCAUCGGCCGUGACCGCCGCAUCGAGGAAUCCGACAUCGCCAACCUCCCCUACCUGCAGGCCAUAUGCAAAGAGGCCAUGCGGCUCCACCCGUCCACGCCGCUCAGCCUGCCGCACUUCUCCUUCGAGGAGUGUGAGGUGGACGGCCACCACGUCCCCGCCAACACGCGGCUCCUCAUCAACAUCUGGGCCAUCGGCCGUGACCCGGCGGCGUGGGAGGACCCCCUGGAGUUCCGGCCGGAGCGGUUCCUGUCCGGGCCGGCGGCCAAGAUCGACCCCAUGGGGAACAACUUCGAGCUGAUCCCGUUCGGCGCCGGCAGAAGGAUAUGCGCCGGGAAGCUGGCCGGAAUGGUGUUUGUGCAGUACUUCCUCGGGACGCUGGUGCACGCGUUCGAGUGGAGGCUGCCGGAGGGCGAGGAGAAGGUGGACAUGGCUGAGACCUUCGGUCUGGCGCUCCCCAAGGCCGUCCCGCUCAAGGCCAUCGUCACCCCGCGGCUCGUGCCGGCCGCCUACACGUGAUUGUUCGUGUUUCUGGAGUUCAGUGUAGUGUUUUAUGUUGGGUCUGACCCAAGCUUUGUGUGCUGCAUGCUUCGAACAUUUGCCCUCCUCGCAAAAAUUAAAUCACCAGUUUUAAGAUGCCAAAAAGUACAUUUGCCUCUUUUUUUUAGUGUUGUUUCAUGACAACUUUUUGGAGAAUACUAGUAGUUCCCGAAAAUGCUGUUGAUUGUUUUUCCUUUUGCUCUCACUGACAGUUGGGAUCUCUACUCCUCAAAAGGGAAGUCCCCUUUACUUGUGAGUACAUAAAGUUCAAAUAAAUUCAUAUUUUUAGUUGACGUUUGUGGUACACAUUGAUGAA
Molecule: messenger RNA, 2078 nt
Organism: Triticum dicoccoides
Lineage: Eukaryota; Viridiplantae; Streptophyta; Magnoliopsida; Poales; Poaceae
Product: flavonoid 3',5'-hydroxylase-like
Exons: 2
Coding region: 200-1741 (513 amino acids)
Molecular function (GO): iron ion binding; heme binding; oxidoreductase activity, acting on paired donors, with incorporation or reduction of molecular oxygen
Source: RefSeq, a predicted model, not a curated record